This is a messenger RNA of Oxyura jamaicensis (ruddy duck), 1426 nucleotides long. RefSeq names its product alpha-2Db adrenergic receptor-like. Gene Ontology annotation, molecular function: adrenergic receptor activity. Lineage: Eukaryota; Metazoa; Chordata; Aves; Anseriformes; Anatidae. The record is from RefSeq and is a predicted model, not a curated record. Gene Ontology annotation, biological process: adenylate cyclase-activating adrenergic receptor signaling pathway. Gene Ontology annotation, cellular component: membrane.
CCGAGCCAGCGGGGCUGCCGCCGAGCCGCUGCCGGCUGCUGUGGGGACAGCACGAAGGCAGCCGGGUGGGGGACACCGCUUCUGCCCCGCCGGACCGGGUCAGCUCAGGAGCCGCGGUGGCCGGGACGCCUGGGUGAUGGAGGGGCCGAGCGGCGAGAGGCUGCGGUGAGCGGGGCGCAGGCAGCGGGGGGCAGCCCCAUGGGGAUUCAGCCACCGGAGGGGCUGGGGCCGGGCCAGCAUGGAGGCCGCCGGCGCCCUCCCGAACGCCUCCGGUAACGGCAGCCACGCCGGCAGCCCCCCGCAUGGCCCGGCGGCCACGGGGCUCAUCCUGCUGGCCGUCCUCGCCGUCCUGCUGGCCACGCUGGUGGGCAACGCGCUGGUGGUGGCGGCCGUCUCCACCAGCCGGGCCCUGCGCGCCCCGCAGAACCUCUUCCUGGUGUCCCUGGCUUCGGCGGACAUCCUGGUGGCCGUCCUCAUCCUGCCCUUCUCGCUGGCCAACGAGGUGAUGGGCUACUGGUACUUCGGCAGCCUGUGGUGCAGCCUCUACCUGGCGCUGGACGUGCUGCUCUGCACGGCCUCCAUCGGGCACCUCUGCGCCAUCAGCCUCGACCGCUACUGGGCCGUCACCCGGGCGGCCCGGCUCAACCUGCGGCGCAGCCCCGGCCGCGUCAAGGGCAUGAUCGGGGCCGUGUGGGCCGCGGCCGCCCUGGUGGCCCUGCCGCCGCUCUUCAAGGCCCGGCCGCGGGCGCGGGUCUGCGAGCUGAGCGACGAGACGUGGUACGUGCUGGCCUCCUGCGUCGCCUCCUUCUUCGCCCCCUGCCUCGUCAUGGUCACCGUCUACUGCCGCAUCCACCGCCUCACCACGCGCAGGAACGCCGCCGUCCUCGCUGCCCGCCGCGGCUCGGCGCCGUGCCCCAGGGAGGCGAGCAGGAGGGCGUCCUGGGCCGCGGCAGCGGGCCGGCGGCGCCGGAGCCAGCACCACAGCGUGUCGCUGUGCCGGCGGCGGCUGGUGCGCGUGCGGGAGCGGCGUUUCACCAUCGUGCUGGCCGUGGUCAUCGGGGCCUUCGUGCUCUGCUGGUUCCCCUUCUUCUUCACCUACAGCCUGGAGGCCGUGUGCGGGGAGGGCUGCCGCGUCUCCAAGCCCCUCUUCAGCUUCUUCUUCUGGAUCGGUUACUGCAACAGCAGCCUCAACCCCGUCAUCUACACUGUCUUCAACAGGGAUUUCCGCGCCGCCUUCCGCAGGCUCCUGGCAGCCCCUGGCCGGCACGGCUCCUAGAGCCCCCCAGGAUGGACAGCUGGGGCAUGGAGGGCUGUGCUGCUGAUCCUGGUCUCGAGGUACUUUCAGAAAUGCAGGAUUUUGCAGGGAGGUGAAUAAAAAGGGACAAAUUGCACACCUGGGGCUGGUGUCUGCCUCCUGGGAGCCUGG